AGAGGAGACUCGGGGGCCAUUUUGUGAAGAGACGAAGGCUGAGCGGUUGUGUCCGCGUUGCUGACCUCGAGCAGUAGUCGGCUUCACGUAGAACCCGGGAGUAGGAGAUUCAGAAUCGAAUCUCUUCUCCCUUCUCCCUCCGGUGAGAUUUUUUUGAUCUUCAGCUACAUUUCGGCUUUGUGAGGAACCUUAUCAUCAAAGAAAAUGGCCAGCAAUGUUACCAACAAGACAGAUCCUCGCUCCAUGAACUCCCGUGUGUUCAUUGGGAAUCUCAAUACUCUUGUGGUCAAGAAAUCGGAUGUGGAGGCUAUCUUCUCAAAAUAUGGCAAAAUUGUGGGUUGCUCUGUUCAUAAGGGCUUUGCUUUCGUGCAAUAUGUUAAUGAGAGAAAUGCCCGAGCUGCUGUGGCAGGAGAGGAUGGCAGAAUGAUUGCUGGCCAGGUUUUAGAUAUUAAUCUGGCCGCAGAACCAAAAGUGAACCGAGGAAAAGCAGGUGUGAAACGAUCUGCAGCGGAGAUGUACGGCUCCUCUUUUGACUUGGACUAUGACUUUCAACGGGAUUAUUAUGACAGGAUGUACAGUUACCCAGCGCGUGUUCCUCCUCCUCCUCCGAUUGCUCGGGCUGUGGUGCCCUCGAAACGCCAGCGUGUAUCGGGAAACACAUCACGAAGGGGCAAAAGUGGCUUCAAUUCUAAGAGUGGACAGCGAGGAUCUUCUUCCAAGUCUGGAAAAUUGAAAGGAGAUGACCUUCAGGCCAUUAAGAAGGAAUUGACCCAGAUAAAACAAAAAGUGGAUUAUCUACUGGAAAGCCUGGAAAAAAUUGAAAAGGAGCAGAGCAAACAAGCAGUAGAGAUGAAGAAUGAUAAAUCGGAAGAGGAACCGAUCAGCAUCUCCCUGAAGAAAGAUGAGCCUAAUGUGAAGAUGGAGUCUGAGGGGGGUGCAGAUGACUCUGCUGAGGAGGGGGACCUACUGGAUGAUGAUGAUAAUGAAGAUCGGGGGGAUGACCAGCUGGAGUUGAUCAAGGAUGAUGAAAAAGAGGCUGAGGAAGGAGAGGAUGACAGAGACAGCGCCAAUGGCGAGGAUGACUCUUAAGCACAUAGUGGGGUUUAGAAAUCAUGUCCCAUUAUUUCUUUACCUAGGCGCUUGUCUAAGAUCAAAAUUUUCACCAGAUCCUCUCCCUAGUAUCUUCAGCACAUGCUCACUGUUCUCCCCAUCUUGUCCCUCUCAUGUUCAUUAAUUCAUAUUGCCCUGCGCCUAGUCCCACUUUCACUUCCUUUGACGCUCCUAGUAGUUAUGUUAAGUCUUACCCUGUAAUUUUUGCUUUUAAUUUUGAUACCUCUUUAUGACUUAACAAUAAAAAGGAUGUAUGGUUUUUAUCAACUGUCUCCAAAAUAAUCUCUUGUUAUGCAGGGAGUACAGUUCUUUUCAUUCAUAAUAUGAGUUCAGUAGUUGCUUCCCUAACUGCAAAGGCAAUCUCAUUAGUUGAGUAGCACCUGAGAGCAGCUUUGAGUUAGAGGUAUGUGUUAUACCCCACAUAAAAGUGCUAUGUGGGGCUGUUCAACACAAAUGUAACAGUGUAUUUUUUUGUGAAUGAGAGUUGGCAUGUCAAAUGCAUCCUCUAGGAAAAUAAUUAGUGUAAUAGUCUUAAGAUUUGUUUUCUAAAGUUGAUAUGUGGGUUAUUUUUGUGAACAGCCUGAUGUUUGGGACCUUUUUUCCUCAAAAUAAACACGUCCUUAUUAAACCAGGAAUUU
Molossus molossus (Pallas's mastiff bat) is the source of this 1748-nucleotide messenger RNA. It is a transcript of the gene HNRNPC, whose product is annotated as heterogeneous nuclear ribonucleoprotein C. The coding region runs from base 205 to 1089 and encodes 294 amino acids. NCBI's taxonomy places the organism in Eukaryota, Metazoa, Chordata, Mammalia, Chiroptera, Molossidae. Gene Ontology annotation, cellular component: nucleus. The record is from RefSeq and is a predicted model, not a curated record. Gene Ontology annotation, molecular function: RNA binding. The transcript is spliced from 9 exons.